This is a messenger RNA of Leptomonas pyrrhocoris, 1078 nucleotides long. RefSeq names its product putative mitochondrial PACRGB. The transcript has a single exon. The record is from RefSeq and is a predicted model, not a curated record. NCBI's taxonomy places the organism in Eukaryota, Euglenozoa, Kinetoplastea, Trypanosomatida, Trypanosomatidae. The coding region runs from base 122 to 1078 and encodes 318 amino acids. Gene Ontology annotation, molecular function: Hsp70 protein binding; Hsp90 protein binding.
AGUCAGCGCAAAAUCGUUGGUCUUCCUUAAUAAAAACAACCACAAAAAAGAGUUUGGUGUUUGUGUACCCCGAUACUCACCCUACGUAUCUACUCUUCUGCUGUGCCACCUCCCUUUCAUCAUGUCCAAGACCUUCUCGCAGUCGGAGCGGGAGAAGCUCCGCAAAGAUCGCGACAUCCUGCCGCCGCUGAGCGACGGCCCGUUCGGCCCUUUUCCGGCGAACUUCCACACGUCGGGCCGCGACACCGCCAAAACGACGGUGCACGGCGGCGCGCCAACCACCUCGACCAAGAAGAAGGCGACGGGUCGGUCAGCAGCUGCAGCCGCAGCAACGGAAGCAGCGGCGGCACCAAAGCGCGCGCCAGGGGACGUUCUCAUUGGCCACACCGGGACCGGAGGGAUGUCAGUGAGCACCUUCAAAGGCACCGGCGCGGCGAAGACGGCGUGCAACGAUGGCCGCUUCGGCGACCCAGCAGGUCCAGGCGUGGCGGGCGCGUACGCGAAGCAGCGCAUCCCGCCCACGGAGUUCCGCCAUCACUAUGAACGCGGCGACCUUCCCCUUUCCGUUCAGCACGCGGCGAAGCGGACGCUGAUGUGGAAGGUAGACGUGUCCAAGCUGGACUACCACCACUACCUUCCCAUCUUUUUCGACGGACUGCGCGAGCUGGAGGAACCGUUCAGCUUUGUGGCGCACCAGGGCAGCCUCGACCUGCUCGAGAACGGCGGGGCAAAGAUUCUGCCAACCGUGCCGCAGAUCAUCAUGCCACUGAAAACCGCGUUGAACACGCGUCACCCGGACGUGCUGCGAAAGGUGUUCCACGUCAUUCAGAAGCUGGUCGUCAGCGGCGACCACGUUGGUGAGGCGCUCGUGCCGUACUACCGCCAGCUGCUGCCGGUUUUCAACCUCUUCAAGAACCGCACCAAAAACAUGGGUGACCGCAUGGACUACGGCCAGCGCAACAGCCAAGACCUCAGCAGCCUCAUCAACGACACGCUGUACUUGCUGGAGCGCUACGGCGGCCCGGACGCCUACAUUAACAUCAAGUACAUGAUUCCGACGUACGAGUCGUGUGUGUAG